This is a messenger RNA of Canis lupus familiaris (dog), 1167 nucleotides long. It is a transcript of the gene GNAQ, whose product is annotated as G protein subunit alpha q. NCBI's taxonomy places the organism in Eukaryota, Metazoa, Chordata, Mammalia, Carnivora, Canidae. Gene Ontology annotation, molecular function: G protein-coupled receptor binding; guanyl nucleotide binding; G-protein beta/gamma-subunit complex binding. Gene Ontology annotation, biological process: adenylate cyclase-modulating G protein-coupled receptor signaling pathway; phospholipase C-activating dopamine receptor signaling pathway; action potential. The transcript is spliced from 6 exons. The record is from RefSeq and is marked validated. The coding region runs from base 40 to 945 and encodes 301 amino acids. Gene Ontology annotation, cellular component: heterotrimeric G-protein complex.
GGGACGGGAGAGAGUGGCAAGAGUACGUUUAUCAAGCAGAUGAGAAUCAUCCAUGGGUCGGGCUACUCUGAUGAAGACAAAAGGGGCUUCACCAAGCUGGUGUAUCAGAACAUCUUCACGGCCAUGCAGGCUAUGAUCAGAGCCAUGGACACGCUCAAGAUCCCCUACAAGUACGAGCACAAUAAGGCUCAUGCACAAUUAGUUCGAGAAGUCGACGUGGAGAAGGUGUCUGCUUUUGAGAAUCCAUAUGUAGACGCAAUAAAGAGUUUAUGGAAUGAUCCUGGAAUCCAGGAAUGCUAUGACAGACGACGAGAGUAUCAGUUGUCCGACUCUACCAAAUACUAUCUUAAUGACUUGGACCGCGUUGCUGACCCCGCCUACCUGCCUACGCAACAAGAUGUGCUUAGAGUUCGAGUCCCCACCACAGGGAUCAUCGAAUACCCCUUUGACUUACAAAGUGUCAUUUUCAGAAUGGUCGAUGUAGGGGGCCAGAGGUCAGAGAGAAGAAAAUGGAUACACUGCUUUGAAAAUGUCACCUCUAUCAUGUUUCUAGUAGCGCUUAGUGAAUAUGAUCAAGUUCUCGUGGAGUCGGACAAUGAGAACCGAAUGGAGGAAAGCAAAGCACUCUUUAGAACAAUUAUCACAUAUCCCUGGUUCCAGAACUCUUCGGUUAUUCUAUUCUUAAACAAGAAAGAUCUUCUAGAGGAGAAAAUUAUGUAUUCCCACCUAGUUGACUACUUCCCAGAAUAUGAUGGACCCCAGAGAGAUGCCCAGGCAGCUCGAGAAUUCAUCCUGAAGAUGUUCGUGGACCUGAACCCAGACAGUGACAAAAUUAUCUACUCCCACUUCACAUGCGCCACAGACACCGAGAACAUCCGCUUUGUCUUUGCUGCCGUCAAGGACACCAUCCUCCAGUUGAACCUGAAGGAAUACAAUCUGGUCUAAUUGUGCCUCCUCGACACCGCCUUUCCCUUCCCUGGUGGGCUAUAGAAGCUGUACAAGAGGGACUGUAUUUCUGUGGAAAACAAUUUGCAUAAUACUAAUUUAUUGCCGUCCCAGACUCUGUGAACGUGUCCACAGAGUUUGUAGUAAAUAUUAUGAUUUUAUUUAAACUAUUCAGAGGAAAAACAGGAUGCUGAAGUACAGUCCCAGCACAUUUCCUCUCUC